Molecule: messenger RNA, 3009 nt
Organism: Notodromas monacha
Lineage: Eukaryota; Metazoa; Arthropoda; Ostracoda; Podocopida; Cyprididae
Source: the annotation of a GenBank genome assembly
AGGCGACCAAAAGCUUGCGGAAUUUGUGAACGAAGAAAUCGCCGUGAAGAAAGUGCAGAAGACUUCACCUUUGCCCAAGACUGCUUGCGCUCCUUCGACCUAACCGUGGACGACAGUCGCGUCGUGUUUCAGCGCACUAUCCAGAACGAAGUAUCUUUUCACAAUCGACGAAGUGCGCAUCUUUGAGAAGGAAUCGUGGUGAAACCUAUGCUGUGUCUGAAUCUGGAGACGUUUUAAAUGAGUGAGAAGAUCAUGGCAAAUAUGCCGACAAUAGCCGGCGCAGUUUGGUUCUGCUUAGUGACCCCGGCUUGUCUUGAGCCCAGGGCGAUCAGGGAAAUCAAUCUGGGCCAGACGGGCCCGAAAAUUAGUGACCCACACUCCCAGGGACCUGGGGUCAAUUUCCGCGCGACGGGCCUGACGAUUAGUGACGACAGGGAAGAUGGCGGCGAUCCAGAACCCAGCAGACGCAAACAUGGCUGCGAUUCUCGAGACGAGGCGCAGUUCUACGAACCGUUGGCUCUUGCAGAAGAGGAAGCGGAAGACGGAUCAGGGAAGCCGGAUGUUGGAGCCGCCAGGAUGAGGAAACCCGUCGCAGGCGCCGCUCAAUUCGGAGAAAAUGUCGUCAAGAUCGGAUUGAUCGCGACUUACCAGGCCGCCAACGUGAUUUUGGGCGCCAUUCCGAAGGCGGUGGCGGAUGUGAAUGCAAGACCGGACUUGCUACCCGACGCUGUUCUGGUUUAUUCUGCGGCGGAUGUCGGCACUUCCAAGGCGUCCGAAGUCAACAAGCUCAAGAGGAUGACUGCAAUGAGAGAACAAGGAGUGGUUGGGUUCAUUUCUGUGGACACUGAGUGUUACGCUGAUGCUUUGGCUGCUUCUGCCUGGAACCUCCCUAUGAUCACCAGUAUGUGUGCAGACGAAUCGGUGACGGAUAAAAACGUUUACACAACCUUCUUGAGGACUUUGUCUCCGUCAAACAAGAUUUCCAAAUCAGUCGUGGCUCUGUUGAGGGAAUUUGGUUGGAACAUGGUGUAUUUAGUUGUGGAUCAACGACCCGAAUUCUCUCAAAUCGCUGGUGCUAUUGAGUCACUGUCAGCUGCAAGCGGGAUACGAAUAAUAGGAAGGACGGAUUUUUCUGAUUACCGUCGAUUCCCGUCUUCUGAACUAGAAGCGAUUAUCUGGAAAACACUGAAAAACACUCGCAUUUAUGUGUUCAUCGGAGAGCAUCUGGCUCUGGUCGAUUUCAUGAGGUAUUUCCACAUCACUGGAUAUCUGGCAACCGGGGAAUACAUGGUGCUUUCCAUUGAUGAUGCAGUGUAUGAUCCCGAGGGUUCAAAGGAUCAAUACAUGAUCGUUGAUUAUUUGGAUCCAUUCGGCGGAUAUGCGAACAUCACGAAAGAAUUGAUGGCGCCUUUCGAGCACUUGCUGAAAGUUGCCCCGACUCACACCAUCAAUGAUAAUUACAGCCGGAUUGCGAGAGAAAUGAAACAAAGAGCCCACGCGGCGCCUUUUUGCGUUCCAUUUCAUGAACUCAUUUCUGAAAGUUGGUGGAUGCCUUUGACAGCAGCUCUAGCAUAUGAUUCAGUUCUUCUGUACGCAAAAGCCGCGACAGAAGUUCUUGAAAAUGGCGGCGAUCUUAAAAAUGGCUCCGAAAUCAUGUCCCGAAUUCUUGGAACGUGGUAUGACUCUGUCCUGGGAUUUCAGACGAAAAUAGAUGAAAACGGAGACGCGGAAGGGAAUUACACGGUGAUUGCACUUUUGGAAGACCCCACGGCAUCAUUGGGCAAAAGCAUGCAACCAGUGGCUCACUUUUUGUACAAUUUGUCUUCCCACCAGACGAGAUCAGACAACAACCUGCUGCCAGUGAGAAUCNGGAAGUCAAAGAAUAAAUUGGAUUAUUUGGAUCCAUUCGGCGGAUAUGCGAACAUCACGAAAGAAUUGAUGGCGCCUUUCGAGCACUUGCUGAAAGUUGCCCCGACUCACACCAUCAAUGAUAAUUACAGCCGGAUUGCGAGAGAAAUGAAACAAAGAGCCCACGCGGCGCCUUUUUGCGUUCCAUUUCAUGAACUCAUUUCUGAAAGUUGGUGGAUGCCUUUGACAGCAGCUCUAGCAUAUGAUUCAGUUCUUCUGUACGCAAAAGCCGCGACAGAAGUUCUUGAAAAUGGCGGCGAUCUUAAAAAUGGCUCCGAAAUCAUGUCCCGAAUUCUUGGAACGUGGUAUGACUCUGUCCUGGGAUUUCAGAACUUCAAAUAUUUGGACCCCAUGAAACAAAUCAGCUGGUGGAAAGGUGCUCCACCAAGAGCUGAACCAGAAUGUGGUUUUGAUGGUUCCAAGUGUGACCAUGGAGCCAACUGGAGUGCUGUUGCACUUGGCAGUCUGGUUGGAUGCAUAAUAUUGAUUGGUGUUGCAACAUUGUUCAGACACUACAGGUAUGAGCAGAAACUUGCUUGUCUGUUGUGGAAAAUUGACGCGAAAGACCUUGUGGUACUCAUCCCUUCAGAUGAUGAAGAUUUUCUUGAAAAUACAAUUCAAGCAGACGAAGAGGACGCUAAUAGUGGCACGAAUUUGAAUUCCGAGACCAAUUUUGGCAACGAUUCAGCAGAGACGGGAGGCAGUCGGAAAUGCAGCAACACGCGAUACGCGCCAUCCCCGACCCAAAGCUACGAUUCUGCGCUUUUUCUCCUGGAUCCCGACUCUCGUCAAGACUUGUCGUCGAUCUGUUUCGCGGCCCAGCUUUCGACACCAACAAACAGCCGCGGGCCUGGAACUGUGCCAGGCAGAUACAGAGGGGAAUUGGUGGCGAUUAAGCCGCUGACGAGGCGAAGUGUCGACCUGACGAGAGCAGUGAGGAAGGAGUUGCAAACUCACGGAAUCUUGGGUGCCUGUGUUGACCCCGGGAAUGUGUGCAUAGUGACGGCUUACUGCGCCCGAGGCAGUCUGGAGGACAUCCUUCAAGAACGCAGUCUCGUGCUGGACAUGUACAAGUUCCGCAGCGACGAGAAACUAGAGUAG